Messenger RNA from Archocentrus centrarchus (flier cichlid), 8399 nucleotides. RefSeq names its product matrix-remodeling-associated protein 5. The transcript has 17 exons. Gene Ontology annotation, molecular function: protein binding. The coding region runs from base 166 to 7575 and encodes 2469 amino acids. Lineage: Eukaryota; Metazoa; Chordata; Actinopteri; Cichliformes; Cichlidae. The record is from RefSeq and is a predicted model, not a curated record.
CUUUUUUACACCUGGUUUUCCUGUAAAACUCUGCACCCUGCAGCCAGAACAAAGGACUUUGUUUUGGGGGGGGUCUACUUUCUACUAAAACAGUUUAUGUUUUCCUUCUUCUAGAGGAAUUUCCAGGUCUGUUCAUGACGUGAUCAGUGAGACAGCCAUCCAGCCAUGGCACUGUGGUGGUGCACCAAGGUCGCCUGCAGGCUGGCUACAGCGUGGCUUUCCCUGCUCGUCUCAUCACUGCUGUGGCAAAUGAUCAGUCCUGUCCACACUGCCCCGUCCUGCCCGCGAAGCUGCAGCUGUCCAGGUGUCAGAGAGGUCCACUGUACGUUCAGACACCUCACCAACAUCCCAAAAACUUUUCCUAAAGACACAGAGAGGCUGAACUUGGGUUAUAACAGCCUGACGGAGGUGGAGGGGUCUGAAUUCAGGUCAUUACGACAACUGGAAAUGCUCAUGUUGCAUGGCAACGACAUUAACACGGUCCACCCUGGUGCAUUUUACAGCCUGAGAUCACUACAGAUCUUGAAGCUGAGUUACAACAAGUUAACAUCAAUAAAUCCUGGUUUGUUUGAGGGUCUUGUUGCUUUGAUUCGUCUCCAUUUGGACCACAACCUUAUAGAAUUUAUAGAGCCAUACUCCUUUUCUGGCCUGACCUCCUUAAAACUCCUGCAGCUGGAGGGGAACCUUCUCAAAGAGGUCCACCCGCAUACCUUCAUAACAGUGUCACUGCUAGGAAACUUUUGGACCUCUGGACUCAAACACUUACAUCUAUCAGACAAUCUGUUGGAGCAGUUACCUGCCACAGCACUGCAGACAGCUCCCAGGCUUGAGCUCCUCUCUUUACAUGGUAAUGCUUGGACCUGUGACUGUCAGCUCCACUGGUUGAUGGAAUGGAGCUCCACACAUGAAGGAGUAAUAAAGUGUAAGAAGGAACGUGGAUCCAGAGAGAUAUGCCCAGCGUGUUCCUCACCUCAGCACCUGAAUGGGACCCUUUUUCUAGGGUUAACUCCAGACAAGCUUACCUGUGAACGACCAACUCUUCACUCCCCCCUCAAAAAGUGGGACAAUCCAGCGUGGGCUGAAUCAGAAGCAGAGCCUGAUGUUCCGUACACCCGGGACUUUGAAAAACCUUUAGGUCAUUUGACCAUUGUUCUCUCAGAUAGCCAUGGAAACAGUGCUCAUGUGGCAUGUGAUGUGCGCCAUCCUGGAGACAGUUCACCAAUGACGUGGGCGGUAAAUCCGCGUUCACCUGGGGACAUAUCUGUCAACGUAUCGCUGGUGACUGUCCUUGAAUGUGAGAUUGAUCGAGAGAAAUUGCAAAAUCUGUGGCAACUGGUUGCAUAUUACUAUGAAACCCCUGCAAUUUUGGAGAGAGGUCAACAGAGAGGAAAUGCAAGUAGAGUAACCUACCAGUAUAUACAAGCUGUAAAUGAGAACUCCCCAUAUUUCACAGAAUUAAAAGGGUAUUUGGUAGCAGAACCAUCUUGGCUGCUUCAACCCAGAGUCACUCUGAGGCUCAACAGAAAGCAGACAACAACCAAGAAACUGGUAAUGGAUUUUACUACUUUAAUUACAAAGGACAUCAACAGGGAUAGGGUCGAAGAUGACAAUGAUUUUGCUUCUUCUUGGGCACUAAUUCGCAGAGGGACAGCAGGACGGGUACAGACUGCUCUCGAAGGCUCAAAGGUUAAUUUGGAAUGCAGUGUCAUUGCUUCUGAUCCACAGGUGAAAGUGGAGUGGAUGCUUCCAGAUUUGUCAGUUGUGGAGGAUAAAACUGAUAAAAUAGACAUUUCUGAAAAAGGGCAGCUUGUGAUUUUGAAUGCCACACUGUCUGACUCAGGCCUCUACCACUGUAUUGUCAGAACCAGAGCUGGUGUGGAUUUGAUAUCUUUGAGACUCACUAUCAAAGAACGCUCACUGAGUCCAACAGCUUUCAAUGGUGAGAAAAUUACAGUUGAGAAAGGGAACUCUUUCUCUCUUCGUUGUGAGGUGACCUCAGUUCAUCCCAGUCAAACUAUAUGGUAUCUACCCAGAAACCAAGUCCUUCUCCCCACACAACAGACAAGAAGAGCAGAAGUGAUGGAGAAUGGGACUUUGUUUGUAAGGAGACUGACACAAGAAGAUGCAGGGGAAUAUAGCUGCUUGGCGUCCAAUCUGUACGGAGUUGACAUGCUUACUCACAUAGUGGAAGUCGCAGGAGAAAAGGCUUCUGACAGGUCUACGGUACAAACUGUGAAAGAGCAUCAAAUUUUGACAGAUGGUUUGGAGGGAGGAGAAGGUUCAGGGGGAGGUUUUCAAGAAAUUGUACGUCCUUUUUCUACACAGCUCCCUGAGAAGGUAGGAUCAAGGCAAAGGAAUCCUAAUGGUUUUUUGAAAAGGACACGAACAAAAGAUUCAAAGAGAAAACCCAAUGUAUCCAUUAAGGAACUGGAUCCAAAUCGUUGGGCAGAGAUACUGGCAAAAGCUAAUGCUAAACCAAGUGUUGUUCUGCCCGCUGAGCAGUCACUUGAAGAGCCAAGUACUGUAACCAUCCAAACAAGUACAGCCAAACCUACAACUACAGUUGCAACUACAGUUAAUACUCCUACUUAUAACUUACACCACACCACUACCCCUCCUGAUACCAGGAUAGAUUUAACACAUUUUAAUGCAAAAGUCUACACUGAGGUCCAUUCAAACACAGACCAAAUAGGGGAUGAGAAAAAACUUUCUGAACCAUUGCAAAGUCAGCCACAGGUUGUGCAGCCCGCUUCUCCCAGGACUACAGUUGAACGUCAGCCAGUUGAACAGCCUGAAAAUAAGCACUUAGAGGAGGGAAAAAGAAACUCUACCUUUGUUUCUGGUGGUUCAAACAAGAGAAAACACCCUUACAGACGCAGAAACCCCCCACUGAGAAGAAUCCAUCCACAUCUUAACCCCCUCAACCAUUCAUCAAACAAGACCCAAACAACUCUACCCCCAACAACAACAACCACCACUCCAACAACGACAAUGCCCACUACAACUACUACUACAACUACCACUACUACUACUACUACUACCACUACUACUACCACUACUACAACUGCAACAAUUGUUCCUACCACAGUGGAAAACUAUGAAACUGUAUCUGCCGAGUAUCAGACAGAGGAAGAUGAAUACUAUGAUGAAUAUAAUUACAAGACUAGUUUGGAUGCCACAGAAGAUUUAAAGAGUGAAAUCCUUAUUACCACUCAUGAUCUUCAUGUUAACAUUACCCCCUUUCCUUUAGUUAAGGAAAGUCCCCAUGUAGGUAGUUUCCCAAAUACAAAUCAUUUACCUAAUCCAAAAACAAUUAUGACUCCUAAAUUAGAUAAUCCAGCAGUACGGACUGCAGACUUAGACAAACCUGAGAUAAAUAGAAUAGAGAUGACAAAACAAAAUGAAGGAAAUGGCAGCAACAAUAAAAACCUGGUUCUAAAAGCACUGGAUGAGCAAGAAAAAUAUCAAAUAGAGCCAGAAGGCAGUAAGAAAGACACAAAAGAAAAGUUGGUUACAGAGAGCUACAAUACACAAGAUAUCAUCAGGUUAACAACACAGCAUAGACCAAGACCUAACACUCGACCUGCACCAGCAAAAAAAACACCAACCCAUGCAAAAACGUCAUCCCCCAACAUCUUUACAUCACACUCAGCAAGAGGAAGAACAAGAGAUGAGGACACACAAAGUGAAGAUAAAUGGAUACACAAACCAACUGUAAAGCCUGAAAUCAAUAAUUUCCCCAUAAUGGAGCCCCUUCACCCCUGGCUUCAUCAAAAUAACCAGGGAAGAGGACAAACUACCACCCACAGGAUUACACAUGGAAACCAAGAUAGAAACACGGGAAGGCAGAGUAACAUCAAUCCAGGCAGGCAUUUCCAACCCCCUAGAGUCCCUCCAACUUCCAGCUGGUCGUUACAACAUCAUCGUCAUCAUUAUUAUCCCCUCUAUCCUUCCUGGCCAGGACAAAGAGCUUUUCCUCAUCCAAGGCAAGGGUCACACCCUGCAGCCCUCCCGCAUCCAUGGGCUCAUGGGUCAUUUGUCACCAACCGACCAGAAAUCACAGCUGAAACAGUCAACCCCACACCUACUGUUUCGGAAGCGGGGAAUAUCGGAUUCACUUACUCAAAUACCUACCUGUCACAGCAUCAAAAUCAUCAUGUGGAUGGCAUGACCCAUACAAGAGAUCAGCUGUUUCUAACAAGGCUGAGGAACAGAUACAGACAGGCCCAGCUUGAUCGCAUCACUCAGCUAGGGAGGAUGGUUACACUAAAACCACGUACUAGUUACUACAAUCCUCCACCCGCCACCCCACCUAAACCUAAUCAUCCAUCCCCACAUAGACCUCACACCUCCAAACCAGCAGUGCCUACUGCCUCUUACACAAGCACCCUGCAGCUGCCAAACCCUGUUAAACCUUCUUCAUCAUUCUCUGAUUUCAUCCCAACCCCUCUUCCCUAUCAUCCCACCACCUUUGGGGCUUUUCCUGAAGGAUGGUGGCCUGUUGGAGCAGGACGAUUAAGCUCCCGCCGUCCUACAGCUGCCCCUCCUUUCCCAUGGAUGUUUGGGGGUGGUGGUGGUGGGGCUAAAUCUCGCAUUACCACAGUGACCACAGCAAGCGUGUCAGUGUUGGCAGAGAGCGAUGUGUUCCUACCCUGCAAAGCAACAGGGAAUCCUGAACCCAACAUUGCAUGGACUAAAGUCUCCACAGGUGCCACCAUCCCAGCUAACACCAAGCAUGGUCCCCGUUUUGAAGUCUUCAGAAAUGGAACUUUUGUCAUUAAAAAUAUCCAGCUUCAGGAUCGAGGACAGUACCUUUGCACAGCCCAGAACCGGUUUGGAUCAGAUCGGAUGGUCAUCACCUUAGCUGUCCAGACUGAGGCACCCAAGAUUCAACCACCCAAGUCCACAGAGAUAGCAGUCUACUUAGGAAAAAGUGUGACUCUUGACUGCCUGGCCUCUGGCAAACCACCAGCCCAAACUUCCUGGAUUCUCCCAGACAAAACAUUUGUUCGUGAUGCCGGGACUCUUUACACUAUCCUCUCUCCAAUGUCUCUGCUUCAGAAUGGAACCCUGCACAUUCAUUCUGCUAACUUUUCCAGCAAAGGGGCCUAUAAAUGUAUAGCAAGCAAUGCAGCAGGUGCAGAUACAAUCACUUAUCAUCUGCACGUAGCAGCUCUGCCUCCAAGCAUAAGCGAAGGAGCAAUGGAUAGUGUGAUCAUUCCUCCAGGCAGAAGUGUGUAUGUUCACUGCUCUGUGAAGGGCGAACCGCCACCUGCUCUCAAAUGGAUGCUCCCAGCAGGUGUCCAUGUCAAACCGUCACAGUUUCUGGGGCGCAGGCUGUUUGUCUUCCCCAAUGGGACGCUGUUCAUUAAGAAUGUUCUGCCAUCUGAUGGUGGGAGGUAUGAGUGUUUCGCCAGCAAUGCUGUGGGAAUUGCCAAACGAACGAUCCAGCUGGAUGUGAGAGCAGAUUCCUCUUCCUUCUCUCGCCAGCCUCCUCCUCCUCUUCCCAUUCCUCCAACACACUGGCAUGCUACCCCAUCUCGUCAACACAUUGUCUCAGCGAUGUAUGGUUCUGCUGUCUACCUCCACUGUCCAGAGUCUACCGAAUAUACAAGAGGGACCAUCUGGCAACUGCCAUCCAAAACCAUCCUGGAGCAUCAAUACAGUCCAGAGAGACCAAUUAAAGUUUUUCGUAAUGGGACCCUGAGGAUUCUUCAGCUAACUGAGCUGGAUGGUGGAAGUUAUCUGUGUGUCUUCCAGCGGCCCAAUGGAGAGGACAUGGAGCUCUUCCAGGUGGAGGUUUUAAUGACCCCUCCCAGAAUCGAACAUGUUAGGACGGCACAGACCAGGAUCACCUUUGGAGAAAAUUUCCAGGUGGACUGUGUGGCAUCUGGCCUCCCUGAUCCAGAAGUUUCCUGGAGUCUCCCAGAUGGAACAAUAAUCAACAAUGCCCUUCAAUCAGAUGACAGCGGCCUCCGCAAUCGCCGAUAUGUUAUGUUUGGCAAUGGAACUUUACUUCUCCAGCAGAUGGACAGAAAAGAUGAGGGUGACUACACUUGUUAUGCCAAGAACAAACUGGGAAAAGAUGAACGAAAAGUGAGCAUCAAAGUGGGGCCAAAUGCUCCAAAAAUUAGAUUAAAAUCACAGUCACUAGUGACAGCAAAACUGGGAGAGCCAGCCAAACUGAGUUGCGAGGCAACAGGUGAGCCUACACCUAGAAUCAUAUGGAUCUCACCGAGAACGGAUGUGAUACCAGCGUCAUCAGACAAAUUUCAGAUUAUGGAUGGCGGUAUAUUAGCUAUAAAGAAAGUGACACUGGCUAGUGAAGGAAUAUAUACAUGUGUGGCACGAAAUUCUGCUGGUGAUGAUGUCAAAAACAUAAAAGUUGAAGCUGAACCCCAGGAACCCUUUAUCAACGGCAUGAAAGGGAAGAGUACCACAAAGGUUUUGGGUGUUUCUUACCAAACAGCACAUCUGCAUUGCAGAGUGGAAGGAAAACCUGAACCAAGAGUCUGGUGGGUUACUCCUUAUGGCCUCUCACUCCCAACACCCUACCUUGGCGGUCGCUUUCAGGUCCACCAAAAUGGAAGCUUGGAGCUGAGAGGCUUAAGGAAAACCGAUGAAGGGAGGUACAUGUGUCUUGCAAAAAACAAUAUCGGUGAAGCCUCACUUUUGGUUGAAUUAGAUGUGGCUUCAUUAGCUGAGAAACCUACCUUUGCUGUUCCCAAUAUUGAAAUCUUACCAAUAAAGCAAGAUGGAGUAGAACUGAUUCUUGAGUGCUCUGCUCGUGGCAAGCCAAACCCAGAGUUUUCAUGGGUACUACCCAACGGGACAUUGCUGAUGCCUGGUGCUAGACUUCAGCGGUUCAUCCAUUAUUUAAGCAGUGGAACUCUGCGGAUCUCUCAACCAGUUCCAGCUGAUAAGGGAGUGUAUCGGUGCCUAGCAAAAAAUGUUGCAGGACAAGCAGAGAAACGUUAUGCCCUGGAAGCUGGCAGAAAGCCAGUGAUCAGAGGAUCUACAGGUGGGAUGAAGAUCACUUAUGGCCUCAAUCUCAACUUGCCUUGCACUGUGGAUGGCUGGCCGCAGGCAUCAAUCGCUUGGACCCUGCCCAAUGGUGUUGUUUUGGACAAACCUCAAACUAUUGGCCGUAUAUCUUUCUUUGCCAAUGGGACCCUCCAGCUCAGGCAGAUGGCCACCUUUGACAAAGGAACGUACAUCUGUAAAGCUUCCAACUCUUUUGGCUCAUCAGCACUAUCCUACCCAGUCACUGUGAUGGUGUUCCCUCCACGAAUCACCAGUACAAUGACAUCCAUCACCAGGGUGAACAGGGGAUCACCCGUGAUGUUAAAGUGUGUUGCAACUGGUAUUCCAAAGCCGGACAUUUCAUGGACAUUACCUGGACGCACCACAUUGGUUCCACACAGCCGAUACACAGUACAGGGAGGAAUUCAUAUGACAGAGGAGGGCAGUCUGGUCAUACAGAACCCUGUGCUCAUGAACUCUGGUAUUUACAAAUGUAACGCUAAAAAUGCCCUCGGAACAGAUUUCAAAUCUACGUACCUACAAGUUGUUUGAAUGACUUUUACAAUAAUUUGUGUUCUGAAUAUCUCACAACAGUGGUCUGGAUAAGGAUUUUCUCCAAAAGGCUUUGAAUAUACUGUCCAUGACUAGGCACAUUUAAAGCUGGCUGACUAACAGCUUGGCUUGGUUUCAAGUGAAACCUUGUUAGUGAACAUUCAUUAUUUCUGAUUUGUAAGUGCAGUUUUUUUCUUGUUUUUUUUUUUUUAGUCUACCUGUUGACCCUAAAAACAUGUUCACAAGUGCCUUUUGUCCUGUUGAGAGCUCGUCUUCUGGGCAUUACUCCCAUAGAUGUGAUUUCAUCACCCUUACAACAUUAUAGUUUGCAAAAUUUUACUUCCCUAAACAAUUCUUUGUUGCCACAGGACAGCAUGCUCUUUACCUUCUGUACCCAAUCAGCAUAUUGCUUGUUUGUUUAUUUUUGGCAGAAUUACCAUUAAAGUGUUUUCAGCUGUAUAAAUAUUGAACUGUUCAUGACACAAAAGAGUAGAUUUUACUGUAGAUAUUUCAGGCAACUUUCAUCAGUAUACAGUGGACACCUAUAAGUCCAACAUGUGGAACUGACAAACUAUUCUACUCAUUUGCUAAGUCCCAUACAUGAUAACCUUUCAAUGUCUCUUUUCUAUAAGGAUUCAAAUACCUCUUCUUGCUACUCUACAUUGUUUAUGAGCAAAUGACUCAGUGUAUGUAUCAGUAUCGUUUAUCCAUGUUGAUAUUGGUGGGAAGGAAUAGUUCAAAGCUGGUUGUGAACUAUUAACAGUGCACAUGAAAAUAUGUAAGUACAUAAUUUAUAAGUAAAUAAUAAAAUAUCCACGUUUUUG